Messenger RNA from Candidula unifasciata, 1749 nucleotides. Lineage: Eukaryota; Metazoa; Mollusca; Gastropoda; Stylommatophora; Geomitridae. The record is from the annotation of a GenBank genome assembly.
AUGAAGACUAUCGAUCUGGCAAAACAACAGUACGUGCAGUAUUGCUGUCGCAAAACAUUUCUCAGAGAUGACGAAAAGCACAGGUUGAAGAACAGCAUCCACCAAAGUAUGGUCGCAGCAAUUUCUGAGGCACCUUUGAAGAGCUUAUUUCAAAACAGCUGGAUGUUUGAUAUACUGAAAUCGACCCUAAUACACAAAGCAACCGAGAGCCGUGACCUGAUAUCAAUACAAAGAGCAUUUAGAAGUUUGGAAAAAUAUUUUCUACUAAUAGUACAGCAGCCGUGGAAGAUGGAAUUUCGAGAAAUAAAGAUGUAUGGUGGUUUCUACAGAACAAAAAUCAAAGCAGUUAUUGACGACUGUGAGCACAUCUUUGAGCGAGCUGGUUACAUGGUCCUUCCUGACAAAUGUACAAUGAUUUACAGAGGCCAGAUGGACAAGACCGUUCUUCUGGUCCUGGCGUUUGAUUGUAGACUGAGCCAUAUUCGAUGCAAAGCCAUAGCUGACCAGUAUGAUAAAAUGAGAAGUUUCUCAGUGACUCUUAGGGAUCUUUCAGAAAACACCAUGAUGGUAAAUUCUAAUAUAACAGCUCCACCGGCAGUGCCAAAACGUGAACCAAUCGUCAGUGCUCCAGUGCCGAGAUCAAACUUGAAACCAGAUACGGAAUUUUACAUAAGUAACGAUAAUACACUCAAGAUGAGUGCCAGAUUGGCCUUACCUCUAAGUACAUCACAUUUGCCGUUUGACCCAACACUACACAUUUGUCCUAACCCAGGACUACCCUCAAGUACUAUUUCGGAACCUCUGUCUUAUAUUGCCAGCGACACUGAUGAAAUAAUUCCAAGCUUGCCAGAAGGCACAUGUGAAGACCAUAUGCGGGAAUCGUUGAAACUAGUAAAACAGCAAAAAAUUCCACGAGCGCAGGUUUCAGAUGACUGGAAGUGGGUAAGCAGGAACAUCCCAACAAUGAGCAAUGCAUCCCAUUUUCAAACAGCAAACCCAUAUUCAGUGGACAUGACGCCAAACUUCAAACCGGAUCCCUCACGAGAUGAAGGGAUAGGCCUGUCCACAAUUAGUUCUUAUGGUACUCAACAGAUCUUGCCCAGCAAACACACUAACCUUCAGCAGGUUUCAUUCGAUCCAGGAAAUCCGGAAAGCAUCUACAGCCAGUCCUCAAUAAGCCUAAUGCAGAACUUGAAUAACCAGACGAUUUAUCUCCCUCCGAACAUUACAGCUGAUGGUACCACCCCUCCCUUGCCUAGGAAGGUGUCAUUGUCAAGGCAGAAUGCACUCCAGCCCCCUUUACCACCCAGAGCUUUGAAACCUACCCAGAAUGCACAGGACGAUUCUUUGUUUAGGCAACCAUAUUUACCUGAUCUUGUUAGUUAUAGUCAGUAUCCUGCUGUACUUCAGGCACAACUGUCAACUGUUGGACGGACAGCUCAUCCAACUCUGUCAGCUCCGGGAUAUUUACCCCUGCCUUGGACACACGAGGCGGAUUACAUAUUGCACCAUGAGCGACCUGCAGUGCAUAAAAGUAGUUCUUUAAAAGUUAGCAGCAAGGAUUCUCCUUUGUCUGAGCAGAUUGCCACAUCAAGACUCGCUCGUAGCAUGGAUAUGACUUUCUGGGAGUGUCCCUCGUGCUAUAAGCUGAACUCAUCUCCGAAUGUUGUGUGUUCUGUUUGUUCACAAACUUACUCUGGAAUUGAUGUAACUGUACCUGACUAUAACCAAGCGGAAGCCAUGUUUUAA